AUGAAGGAUUUUAAGUCUCAAAGUAUUGAUACACCGGGUGUGAUUGACAGGGUUUCCACGUUAUUUCAAGGACACCCAAAUUUGAUUCAAGGAUUUAACACCUUUUUACCUCCAGGAUACAAGAUCGAAUGUUCUUUAGAUCCUUCUGAUCCUAAUCCAAUUAGAGUGACAACUCCAACUGGUACCACAACAAGACCUAAUCUUAGCGGAAACACCUACAGUCAAAGAUGGGGUACUGAGGAAGGUGCAAGUCAAGUUCAACAACAACAACAGCAGCAGCAGCAACAACAGCAACAGCAACAACAACCACAACAACCAGCACCACAGCAAGUUGCUGCACAAAUGCAAUAUCAACAAGAGCAACAGGUUCAACCAGGUGGAAGUAAUGUUGAAUUCAAUCAUGCCAUUUCAUAUGUCAAUAAGAUCAAGACUAGAUUUGCUAACCAACCAGAUACUUACAAGCAAUUCUUGGAAAUUCUUCAAACUUAUCAAAGAGAACAAAAACCAAUCAGUGAAGUUUAUGAACAAGUGACGGUAUUGUUUGCCAAUUCCCCUGAUUUGUUGGAUGAUUUCAAGCAAUUUUUACCAGACACUAGUAACCAAGGUUUCCAACAGCAACAACAGCCGGUUCAUAUGCAAGAGGGGUCUUAUUAUGUUAACAAUGGAUCACAAUUGCCACCAGUAGGUAACUUUCAACCUCCAACGGGAACAACCGGUUUAAGUCCAAGUGCCACGCAACAACACUAUGGUCAACAAAUUAGUUAUCCUUCAACUGGAAGCCCUGAACCUCAAUAUGGUAUGGAUCAAAAAGCUACCAAAAAGAAGAAGUCAAUUUCUGAGCCUUACUAUGACGACAAUUACAACCAAGAAGCUCGUUUGUCCAGUAUUAGAUCUGGUGUAGUUGCCACAAAGACGGGCAAACCACCUGGAAUGGUUAAAGUUGUUAACACUUCUGUUGCUGCUGCAGUCAAUCCAACCUUGGUACCAGGAAUUCCAGAACCAGUUCCUCCAUAUGCUUCAGUUAAGACUUCUUCUCUCCUGGAAGAAAUCAGUUUCUUUGAUAAGGUCAAGAAAGCUAUUGGUAAUAAGCAAUCUUAUAGUGACUUUUUGAAGAUUUUAAACUUGUUCACACAAGAUAUCAUCGAUAAAGAUACAUUGGUUGAAAGAGUUCAAGGAUUUAUUGGUGAAACUCAUCCUGAUUUAUUCAAUUGGUUUAAGAUGUUUGUUGGAUACCAAGAUGUUCCUCAGAAUAUAGAAAACAUCACUUUCAAGAAGCAUCAAUUGGAACUUUCAUUGUGCAAAGCCUAUGGACCUUCAUACAGACAAUUGCCUAAGGCUGAAACAUACAUGCCAUGUUCUGGAAGAGAUGAAAUGUGUUGGGAAGUUUUGAAUGAUGAAUGGGUUGGACAUCCAACUUGGGCAUCGGAAGAUUCUGGUUUUAUUGCUCAUCGUAAGAAUCAAUAUGAAGAAAUUUUAUUCAAGAUUGAAGAAGAAAGAUUAGAAUUUGAUUAUUACAUGGAAUCUAAUUUGCGUACUAUCCAAAUUUUAGAAACAAUUGCUAACAGAAUUGCUAAUAUGACACCAGAACAAAAGGUUGCUUUCAAAUUACCUCCUGGAUUAGGUCAUAAUUCACAAACUAUCUACAAGAAAGUUAUUAGAAAGAUAUAUGGAAAGGAUCGUGGUUUCGAAGUCAUUGAUGCUUUGCAUGAAAACCCUGCCAUUGCUGUGCCUAUUGUCUUGAAGAGAUUAAAGCAAAAGGAUGAAGAAUGGAAACGCGCUCAACGUGAAUGGAAUAAAGUUUGGAGAGACAUGGAACAAAAGGUGUUUUAUAAAUCGUUAGAUCAUCUUGGGUUAACAUUCAAGCAAGCAGAUAAGAAGCUUUUAACUGCCAAGCAACUUGUCAGUGAAAUCAGUACUGUCAAGGUCGAACAACAGAAUAAGAGGUUGCACCCAUUGACUCCUAAGCCACAAGAGCAAUUGAAUUAUACUUUCGAAGACACUGAAAUUUUGUUUGACAUUGUCAAGUUGGCUGAUGUUUUCAUUAACAGAUCGUCCAACUAUUCUGCUGGUGAUGGUGAGAAAUUGUCUCAAUUUUUACAAUUUUUCGUGUCACUCUUCUUUGGAAUACCGAGUGAAACCAUCCAGAACGCCUUGGCUGCAAGAGGUAAGGCUGAAAAGAAUGAGUUUGUUCACGAAGAGGCUGAAAAUUCUGAUUCCUCUACUUAUUCAUCUGAUGCUGGAGCUAAGAAAAGAGCUCGCGAAAGUGAUUUAUUACGUGAUGUGUUGAAGAAGCAAUCCAAAUCAAAGAAGGAUGAUCGUGGAGAUUCACCAACUCCACAAUCCGCAGAUGCUACUAUUACUCAAGAAGUUGCCGAAGAACUUGAAAAAUCUACUGAAUUGUGGAUAAAAUCAGCCAACACCAAAUUCUCAUUGAAGGAUGAUGAAUCAGAAAACAAGCGUGAAAAGUAUAACUUGUUCUGUAACACCACUAUUUAUGUCUAUUUCCGUCAUUUAACUACCUUGUAUGAGAGAUUACACGAAAUUAAGGCAAUGAAUGAAACUGUCAGCAAGGAAAUCAAGAGUCGUAAACAUCCUCAAUUUGCUAAGGAUUUGAAUUUGCUUUCUCAUCAACUCGAAGAUGUCGGUGUUGAAAUUAAUGGCUCAAAGGAUUGUUAUGUUCAAGUUUUGGAAUUAUCAGAAAAAUUAAUCGAAGGUGAAAUUGAACAUCAGUGGUUUGAAGAAAGUUUGCGUCAAGCAUAUAGAAAUAAGGCUUACAAGGUUUACACUGUUGAUAAAGUUGUUCAAGCUUUGGUGAAACACAUGCAUUCUAUGAUCACUGAUGCAAAGACUUCAGAAAUGAUGGUCUUAUUUGAAAAUGACAGAUUGAAGCCUGUUUCUAGCGCCAAAGAACAAAUCUUGUACCGGAUCCAAGUAAGAGCUUUGAUGUCUCCUGACGAAAAUAUGUUCAAGAUUUCCUUCAAUGAAACUCAAAAUUCAGUCAAUAUUCAAUUUGUUAGCUUGGAUGACUUAACAAUCAAUGACCACGAGAAUUCUCAAGAACAGUAUAACUAUUAUGUUACAAGUUAUGUGUUAUCACACCCAACCGAAGGAGUCCCAGCCUCAAAGUUGAAUAUGCCAUUCUCCCGAAGCUUUAUUGAAUCUUUAGACGAAGAUAGCGUCGAUGGACGUGCUACUACUGGGUUAAAGGUUUCUGUUUGUGAAAAUUCAUACCGAUUAUUCUUUGAAGAAAAUUCACAUGAUGAAUUUAUUGCUAAUUCCGUAUAUAAGGAACGAGCCGAAGAAUCUGGUAAGCCUGAAGAAAAAAUUGAAAAGCUUAAGAAAUUAUUGAAUGGCGAAUCUGGAUGGAAGUCUGUUUGUGCGGAUGAAGAUGCUUCUAAAUUAGAGGAAAAGAUCAAAAUUUUGUAUGAAAAAGGUGCUGCUGAAUUUAACGAGCAUGAAAGGGCUAAAGAUGUUGAGAUAAAGGAAGCCGCUGCUGAAGCUCAAAAGCAACUAGAAGAGAAAGAGGCCUCAGCACAACAAGAAGAGCUGAUUGAUGCAACAUCCGAGAGUAAACCUGAAACUACAGAUGAACAACAGGUAAAGACCGAAGAGGAACACGUGCAAGAAGAAGGCGCUGAGAACUUGGAUGAAACCCAAAUGGUAGAUGCAGACACUACCGUGGCUCAGCCGAACGAUACAACAAUACAAGCUGACGCCAAUGAUACUACAACUGAUGAGACUAUAAACCCAGAAGAAACCACGAUUGUUGGUCAAGAUGAGUAAUUUGUACUGAGCUCAGUUUCUAUAUAAUUUUCUUAUUUUUUAUUUCUUGCUUUUGCUUUUAUUCUAUUGUUUACGAUUUGUAUAUUAAAUAAAAUUGUUUAAUUAACUAAUUGAAUCGUCUUUCGACAGCUGCUCUUGCUAUCCUUUCGGUCGCCAUACUAUAAGCCAAUUUCGAUCUUUGGUUAAGUCUUUGCGAUACAAAAUUCUUUCUUCCUCUAGCAAUCAACAACCUUAAAAUCAUAUCCUCUUUCAAAGUCUGAUUGGUGAUAGGAUCUGCUCUUGCUUCUUUUACUUCAACUGCUGCCUGGGCUCUUGAUCUAGCGGUGGCAUUUGCCAGGAUUGUUUUAUUUCUCAAUAAUGACCCACUUCUGAUCCUAGAUUUUUGUCUGUUAGUGUGUGUUGGAGCACUAUCAAAGUUAUUUCUAUUAUUUAACAUUUGGACAUAUGCAGGAGAUAAGCGUUCAACUUCGUCGAUUAAAUAGUCAUCACCUUGAUCAUAAAGAGCAGGAAUCAAAAGCAAUGAUUGAUAUUGUUCUGUCUUCAAAUCCUCCAUUGGUGGGCCAUUUCCUUCAUUAUGGAAAAAACUAACAAGUAAGCUUAACCAGAAAAGUACCGUUUCCAAUUCAAUAUCACUUAAGGGACUAUCAAUACCAAGAAUUCCAAGCGAGACAUUGGCGAAUUUAGAUGACACUGCUUGCCAACUAUUACCUCCUGACUCUAAUGUAACUGAUGCUUUAGAAAGUUUUGGCAAUACAAGUUCAUCAGCACUGGUUACAACAACAUUCCAAGUAGCAACCAUUACCUUCAUGAAGAUCUCAUCUUUCAAAAAUUCCUUAAGAACACACAAAUUCAUAUUUAAAUAAUCACACAAAUGUUCGAUUGCAGCUUCGGAAUCCUCCUUUGAAGGUUGGCCCUUAGAACAGAUUGACUUCAAAUUGGCUCGUGAGAAACAUGCAUGAAUGAAACCAGAAAACUUUUCAACCAUGAUCUUGAUAGCUCGUUCUUGACAACGUUUCAAGGCCCGGUAUGCCCUACC
Molecule: messenger RNA, 4819 nt
Organism: Spathaspora passalidarum NRRL Y-27907
Lineage: Eukaryota; Fungi; Ascomycota; Pichiomycetes; Serinales; Debaryomycetaceae
Gene: SIN3
Product: transcriptional regulator
Exons: 2
Coding region: 1-3783 (1260 amino acids)
Biological process (GO): negative regulation of transcription by RNA polymerase II
Cellular component (GO): chromatin; Sin3-type complex
Molecular function (GO): transcription corepressor activity
Source: RefSeq, a predicted model, not a curated record